AUGGCCAAAACUGAAUUUAUGCUCAUAGGAUCAAGAUCUCUAGUGCAUACUGUUUCAGAUUCAAAUUUAAACAUAAUGAUUGAAAACAGACCAAUUAAACAAGUGAAGGAAUGCAAGACACUAAGAGUAAUAGUUGAUCAGCAUCUCUCUUGGAAAAGUAACACUGAGAGUAUCUGUAAGAAAAUCACAUCAGCCAUUUCUGUUAUUAGAAAACUAAAAGAAUUUGUUGACCGUGAUACACUUGUUUCUAUAUUUAACGCAAUUGUACAACCAUACUUUACUUAUUGUUGUGAAGUGUGGGACAUUUUUGGUGAAACUCAAUCACAACGAUUACAAAAGCUUCAAAAUAGAUGCGCUCGAAUUAUUAUGGACAUGGGUAACGAAGUUAAUGCCCAAAUCGCAUUAAAUUCGUUAGGAUGGGAGACACUAAAAGUACAAAGAACUAAAGCUAAGGCAAAAUUAAUGUUCAAAAUUUUGAAUAUGUCUGGGCCUAAAAGCCUAACAGACCUUUUUACCUACAAGAAUGAGAAUACACAUUACUGUCUCCGUGACAAUGAAACAACACUCGUUUUGCCACAGCCCCGCACAAAUAGCACGAAAAAGAGUUUUAUGUUUAAUGGGGCAAAAAUAUGGAACUCAGUGCCUAAAGAAAUCAGAGGAAUUAGGUCCCAGUCUCUAUUUGAAAGAAAAAUUGCUGCUCAUGUUACUAAAUAAUAUAUUUAUACAUACAUAUAUAUAUAUCCUUUAUUGUAAAUAGUUAUCUAUAUGUUUUGUUAGUUGUCUAUAUUGUCAAUUUUGUCAAUUGGAACAGUUAGAUAUUUCUAUUUUCUUUUAUUUGAUUCCGUAAGAGUCAUAACAACACUUAUAUAUAAUAACUUUUGAACACACGCCCUUCGUGGGAAUCAAUGUUUUUAAUUGACGUAGUUAGCGUGUCAAAAUAAAAUCUAUCUAUCUAUCUAUCUAUCUAUAGUAGUUAAAUGUUGUGUAAAUAACGUAGGGAAAUUUUUAAAUUAGCUUCCUAUUUUAUGUAAUUAAGCGCUUUAGCAUAUUCUAUAGUUUUAGCGCGGUACAAAUUAAUAAAUUAUUAUUAUAUUUAAAGAGUCAUCUACCACACCAUUACGAGUCGUUUAUGAUUGUAGUUGCCGUAAAUCUUCAGAUCACGCAAGUUUAAAUGAUUGUUUAACAACUGGACCCCCAAUCCUCAACGAUUUAACAGCAAUAUUGCUCAGAUUCCGUCAGCCGAAGUACGGAUUAACAGCAGAUAUCGAAAAGGCAUUUUUAAAUAUUGUCCUGGAUGAAGAAGAUCGUGAUGCUACCCGCUUCUUCUGGUUGAACGACCCGAGCGAUCCAACUAGUGCCUAUGAUGUUUACCGAUUUAAACGUGUGUUAUUUGGGGCGACGAGUUCACCAUUUAUUCUAAAUGCUACCCUUGAUAAACACUUAAAACAAUUCAAUGAUCCAGUAGCGAAACGUAUUCGUGAAGAUAUUUAUGCUGACGACCUUGUGUCCGGAGCCCAAGAUGAUGACGAAGCCGUUUUAUUUUAUACCAAAGCACGAACACUGAUGACACCUGGAGGAUUCAACUUGAGAUCUGGGCAUCGAACAACCCUGUUGUCAAGACGAUCGCAGCGAAAGAAAACCUCUUAA
Messenger RNA from Paramuricea clavata, 1647 nucleotides. The record is from the annotation of a GenBank genome assembly. NCBI's taxonomy places the organism in Eukaryota, Metazoa, Cnidaria, Anthozoa, Malacalcyonacea, Plexauridae.